AGAGAGGCAGGAGGAGGGGGUCGGACCAGUGGCGGUCGCUGUGUGAGAAUGGGCGCUUUGUGUCGGUGGGGGAAUGCGCGGCUCCGAGUGCCCGAGGCUCGGUGAUCGGCACCGAAGAUCUUACUUCAGCUCGACGACCGGCAGCUCCCAUCUUGUGUGUGUUUCAUUGUGUGGCGGUGAAGGCGAGCGGUGCGGGGGAGGGAGGGGGUUGUUUUGUUGUUGUUGUCGACCAUGGGAUUUAAGAUGGCGGCUGGGCCUGGGCUCGGACUCGGACUCGCCGUCCCGCUGCUCUGCGCCGCUUUCAUCCUGGAGGCCGCCGCCGCCACCGCCUGCCCUCCGCAGUGUUCUUGCGCCGACGGCCUGGUGGACUGCAGCAGGCGCCGGAUCACGGAGAUUCCUCGCCAGCUUCCCGUGUGGGUCACGCAAUUAGACUUGAGUCAUAACCGAUUAAUUUCCAUUAAAGAUGCUGCAUUUGAUGGUCUUGACGGGCUGCUGGAAGUGAAAAUCAACUAUAAUCUACUCUCCUCAAUCCCUCAAUUAGGAGCUGCAGCAGCUAACAUUACCAUGCUGUCAUUGACACAUAACCGGCUGGCAGAGUUGAUUUUGAUGGAUCUUCAGCCAUACAGCUCUUUGGAGACUUUAGAUCUGAGUUCAAACAUGCUUUCAGAAAUCAAAACGACUUCGUUUCCAAUAAUGCAACUGAAAAACCUACAUUUGAACAACAACCGAAUAAUGGUCCUUGAGCCAGGUUGCUUUGAUAAUCUCUCCAGCACCUUGCUGGUCCUCAAACUGAACAGAAAUAAAAUUUCUGUCAUUCAGCCAAAGAGCUUCCGGUUGCCUCAUCUUCAGUAUCUAGAACUAAAACGCAAUAGAAUCCGGAUUAUCGAGAGUCUUGCAUUUCAUGGCCUUGACUCGUUGAAGUCAUUGAAACUGCAGCGCAAUGAGAUCAAUGAACUCAAGGACGGUGCCUUUUGGGGGCUCAAUGAAAUUGAGGAGUUGGACUUGGAACACAAUAAUUUGACCGAAGUUACCAAGGGCUGGCUGUAUGGCCUCAAACUCCUGCAACAGCUGCACCUGAGCCAGAAUGCCAUUGCCAGGAUAAGUGCUGAUGCCUGGGAGUUCUGUCAGAAACUGACUGAGCUGGACAUGACCCAUAACCAGUUGACUCGUUUAGAUGAGUCUACAUUUAUGGGUUUGAAAUUGCUUGAGAAUUUGAACAUGGGAGACAACCGAGUGAGUUACAUCGCUGAUGGAGUUUUUAACGGCUUGUCUAACCUGCUCACGCUUGAUCUGAGGAAUAACGAAAUCUCAUGGGCGAUUGAGGAUUCAAAUGGUGCUUUCACUGGAUUAGACAAGCUGCAAAAUUUGAUUCUGCAGGGAAGCAAAAUAACGUCCAUCACAAAUAAAGCAUUUUCUGGACUAACAACCCUUGAAUACCUAGACUUGAGCAAUAAUGCCAUAAUGUCACUUCAAGGAAAUUCUUUUUCUCAAAUGAUACUUAAGGAAAUUGUGCUGAACACUUCCAGUCUUUUGUGCGAUUGCCAGUUGAAGUGGUUGCCUCAGUUUCUAAUCGAAAAAAAGUUUUCGCACAUGGUUACUGCCAAAUGUGCUCAUCCUGUGUGGCUAGCAGGAAAAAGCAUCUUUAAUAUUGAUGUGGAGGACUACAUUUGUGAUGAUUUCCCAAAGCCUGUGUUCACCGCCCACCCCGAAACCACUGUUGCACUGAGGGGGAUGAAUGUCAGCUUCACCUGUAUAGCUGGCAGCAGCAGUGACUCCCCCAUGGCUGCUGCGUGGAGGAAGGAUAGCGAGUUGCUGUAUGAUGCAGAAAUCCUCAACUUCUCCAGCUUGCGAGAGAAAGAUGGCGAGUUUAUUGAAUACACCACCGUACUGCAGCUGCGGAACAUCAACUUUACAGAUGAGGGCCGCUACCAGUGUGUUGUCACAAAUUACUUUGGCUCAAAUUAUUCCAACAAGGCAAAACUUACAGUGAAUGAACUUCCCUUGUUUAUGAAAACUCCCAUGGAUUUAACAAUUCGAACGGGUGCGAUGGCUCGGCUGGAGUGUGCUGCGGGGGGGCACCCAAUACCACAGAUUGCUUGGCAGAAAGACGGUGGGACGGACUUCCCUGCAGCACGGGAGAGGCGUAUGCACGUCAUGCCGGAGGAUGAUGUCUUCUUCAUUGCAAACGUGAAAAUUGAAGACAUGGGCAUGUACAGCUGUAUGGCACAAAACGCCGCAGGAGGCAUUUCUGCAAACGCUACGCUCACUGUCCUAGAAACUCCUUCGUUUAUGCGACCAUUGGAGGAUCGGACUGUUGCCAGAGGGGAAACUGCAGUUCUACAGUGUAUAGCUGGGGGGAGCCCGACACCACGCCUGAACUGGACCAAAGACGAUGGCCCUUUGAUUGUAACUGAGAGACAUUUCUUUGCUGCUGCCAACCAGCUUCUGAUCAUUGUGGAUGCGGGCCCAGAGGACAUUGGGAAGUACACCUGUGUGAUGUCCAACACACUCGGGACAGAGCGUGGUCACAUUUACCUCAAUGUGAUUCCAACUUCAAACUGUGACCCCAUGCAAAAAAGUUCUGUCUUUGAGGAGGAUGGCUGGACAACUAUUGGAAUAGUGAUUAUUGUUGUGGUGGUUUGUGUGGUGGGCACCUCGCUGGUAUGGGUGAUUGUUAUCUACCAUAUGCGGCGCAAGAGUGAGGAUUAUAGUAUCACACACACAGAUGAAAUGAAUUUGCCUCCCGAUAUUCCAAGCUGCCUGUCUUCCCAAGGAACUCUUUCUGAGCCUCAGGAAGGCUACAGCAACUCUGAGGCAGGAAGUCACCAGCAACUCAUGGCAUCUACUGCGCAUGGCUAUAUACACAAAGGGACGGAUGGUAUUUGCUACGCAGACACUGGGAGCGAAACUGAUGCGGACAUUCUCACCACGCCACUUGCAUCUAAUCUGCAUGGGCGGAUGGGUUCCUUGUAUACCGGCAGGAGCAAUUUCCAUCCAAGUGUGCCUCAUGAAGGGCUUGCGCAGCAGACCAACCCAGGUGGUACUUCUGGACCAUUGAUCAUUUGCUCAGACUGUUACGACAGCACCAACAUGUAUGGAAAGAACAGAGAGUACUGUCCAUAUGCAUUCCUUGGAGAGGAGGAAUCUCAUGAUCAUACUCUAACCAAUGUUAUGGGACAAUUUCCAAAAGACAGCUUUACAGUACAGAAUCAGCAUGAAGGCACAGCUGUAGAUAGCCUGAUCACAGAAGCUGACGUGUCUGUUUACCUGACAAACCACGAUAGGAUAUGCAAUCCAACUAUGACUCAGCAGCAUCACAUUGACUUGUGCCCACGGUCUUCACGAGGUUUGAACGCAGAUUCGGGUCUGCACACGUAUCCACACUAUUUACAUCAACCUGUGAAUGUACAUGAGAAUCCACGGGCUCUCAUAGAAGGUGACGAUGAAGUGGAGGAUGGAUCUGAGCCCUCCGCAGCUAGUAACAGACCAACCCAAAGAAGCUCUGAGCAGAACAUUGACAGUGAGAGGACUCGAGCCGUUCAUGCCUAUGGUGCCACCACGUAGGUCUUUAAUGCACCUCGUCAUUCAGUGCAAACGCAUUAUCAGUACUCUGAGCGACCGAGCUUUCACCCACUACCUCGAAGCACUGACACUGAGGCCAAAUGCACCAAAUAAGUGUUUAUGAUGAAGCUCAAUAUAUCUUCAUUACUGUCCACUUCUCAGACUUUAACAUUUUUUUAAGAAUCUAUGAAAGAUGUAGCGGAGGAAUUGAAAUGCAUUAUUUUGUCAAUGCUAGUUACAAAUAGUGUUAGGAACUUUUUGUGCAUCCAUGCUGAUACCUUUUUCAGGCAAAGAAAGCAACUGGAGAUACAGAAUAUUGGGUAAAUCUCUGCAAAUUGUAUGAGGAAAGUGGAAUUUGGCUUGGAUCAAAUACUUGCAGGGAAUGUGACCCUUGGUGCCAUUUUGUUUUCACAGUGGUCUUUGGUGUGACGUAUCAAUUCAUUCCUGUCAAAUGUUUCUGAUAUUAACAAACACUACUUUCAUGGCAUUGACGCCAUUCGGCUCGGUGAUCUCCAUACUGCUUCUGGUUAUACGUGGGGAUCGUGUGUUUUGCAGUUUAUGUGAAUACUAAGUGUUGCCCACAGUAUUACUAACGUCAUUGUGACCUCCACUACAGUAUAUCGAUGUUCUAACUGACAAAAACAGUGAGUGGAUAUUUUCCUGUCCUGAUUAAUGUUGCAACAACACCAACUCUGCAGCUGACGGUCAACUUAAAUAUGUGAAAAUGUUUGCCAAUACAAUAGCAAUAAGUUACAAAGGAAGCCAAAAUAAUACUUUUUCUCUCAAGGUAUAGACGGCGACACACUUAAUGUGUAUUAAGGAACUGCAGAUGCUGGUUUACACCGAAGAUAGACUCCUGCUGAGUUACUGCAGCAUUUUGAGUCGAUCAUCGACACACUUAAUGGAUUGGCCAAUACCAGGUUUAGUGCAGCAAAUACAAAUUCAUGAAAAUGUGGACUGUAAUGGUAUUGAAUAUACAGCUUGAAAUGUGGAUUGUGCCUUGGUAUAGUGUCAGAUUUAAGUUGGGAAAGACCUUAAGGAAUCGCAAUGAUCCAUUCACAGUAAACCAUCACAUUGUCAAUUACUGGUGUGUGGAAGAAUUAAGGAGGACACGUUUUGGUUUGGCUGUGGGGUGCAAAAUGAUGGACUCAUUCUUGAUUUGCCGUUGCCGCAUGAGUGAGAGUUUUGAAAAUGCAAACAUUAAUCAAGAGUUCAUGACUCCAGAUUAUUUUCAUCUGUUCAAGAUCGGAUUUGGGAUAAAAGCACUUUCUGGAAGUGUGGCAAAUGUGGAAUGCUCUAGUGCUACCCCACCUGUGCUGCUGCAUAAUCAAUGGUUCAAUAAUAAUAAAAGUACAUGAGCCAUUUUAUUUUGUUCUACGUUAAUCCCUCAUUAGGUAGCCAUUUGGAACAAACUUCCCGGGGGGGGGGGCAAGGAGGGGGGGUGGGGUGGUUAGAAACAAACUUUUAAUGAAACUGCUGAAACAAUCCCCGUCAUAAUGUUCUUUAUUUUGGAAUCUUUGAUAUAGAUUGACUUGCAUUUAUAACUUUUAUAAAUAUAUAUAUAUGAUGUAAGCGAGUAAACUCAAGUAUUAAGCCUUGUAUGCUGUUUGUAAAUUAGGGUUUGAGUGCAUUUUCUGAAGAUUGGUACAAAUCACAAUAUAGCUGGGACAACGUCUUUAAUUCCACCAUCUGCUAUUUGCCUAACAAGUAUAUGAAUCUUUAAGUGAGAUCCAUGAUAAUCUGUGACCAUGAUAGUCUGAAGAAGGGUAUCGAGCUGAAACGUCACCCAUUCCUUCUCUCCAGAGAUGCUGCCUGUCCAGCUCACUCCAGAAUUUUGUGCAUAUAAUCUGACCAGUUCAUUACUAAUCAAUAGAAUACUGUGGUAUUGGGGAAACUUCAUUGCCUGGCCUCAGCUAAGUUCAGCCGUUGUCUGACCUGUAGAAUUAUUAUUUUCUAACAUUUCAAAACAUUUGUGUUCUUCACACAUAUGUUGGAUGCGUUGGUGCAGGAUGCUUCUUGGUAAUUAAAUGCUAGCACAUAUAUGCUGACGAGCGAAUUCAGAAACAUGUAAAUUCUGCCUUUGCAUAAGUGCCUCUUCCUUAAAUCAGGGCACAAGGAACUGUAGAUGCUGCUUUACAAAAAUGAGACACUGCUGGAGUAACUCAGUGGGUGUGACAACAUCUCUGGAGAACAUGGAUAGGCGACAUUUUCGAAACGGAAGCCGCCUUCAGAUGGGUGCCGAGCAGAAAUAUUGCCAAUCUUUGUUCUCCAGAGAUGCUGCCUGUUACUCCAGCACGCUUUCUUUGCCUGUAUCUUAAAUGUCCAUACCUGUGUUGGAGCCAUUGCUGAAAACAUUCAGAGUGAAGUUGUAUAGUAAAUCCUUUCUUCCAAAUUAUUCACUUAACAUGUAAUUGCAGAUGCCAUUUCAUGCCUUGUUUCAAAUUUCAUUCCUCCCCUCCCGCCAAGACCGUGCCACACUGUAGGGCAAGUCUAGCUUUGAUCUCUCUGAUGUGUUAGCCUUUUGGUUCUGGUACAGGUCAAGUAAUCUAGCUUUGACUGCACAAUGACAAAUGUUGGCAUUGAUUUCUCUAAAUGGUGGUUAAAUAUCAGAGCAGGCAAAGUUCUAACAUUGUUGAAACCAGGCUAGUUAUCUGAUGCUUUUCCACAAGAGAGACAACCUCUUGCCUAAAAUGGUAAUGCCAGUUCACACCAAGUGGGUUGGCUGUUUAAAACAUUAUUGGUGUCACUCAUCCACAGAGAAAAGAUUU
Amblyraja radiata (thorny skate) is the source of this 6329-nucleotide messenger RNA. RefSeq names its product leucine-rich repeats and immunoglobulin-like domains protein 2. The coding region runs from base 232 to 3564 and encodes 1110 amino acids. NCBI's taxonomy places the organism in Eukaryota, Metazoa, Chordata, Chondrichthyes, Rajiformes, Rajidae. The record is from RefSeq and is a predicted model, not a curated record. The transcript has 19 exons. Gene Ontology annotation, molecular function: protein binding.